Messenger RNA from Prorocentrum cordatum, 3287 nucleotides. The record is from the annotation of a GenBank genome assembly. Lineage: Eukaryota; Dinophyceae; Prorocentrales; Prorocentraceae.
GACCGCCACAAGGCCUUCGUUGAUGACGUGUUCAUUGCGACGGCCAGGGUCGGGGAGGGUGGGAAGGCUGAGGAGGCGUUCGAGUGCUUCGGUUGCACUGACUGCGUGGACUUCGCCAGCCGCAACCUUCCAGGGUGCGCGUUUGCGGACGUCGUCCGCGACAAGAAGGAGGACGAGAAUUUCGCUCAGGAGGUGGAUGGGGCCAUGAACAUAGGCGAGAGCGACGAGGCGCCCUUCGGCAUCGAGGCUGGCGAGGGCUCGCAGAUAGGCGGCACCCUCUUCGAGGACUACCUUGCGCCCAACCACCGCCAGGUCGUGUCGACAUGGAAGAAGACGCCGAAGCAGUUGCGCCUCAGGCCCCUGAAGUGGCGCGGUCGGAACGGCGUCGAGACCACGGUGUACCCCAUCAAGGAGAACGACAACAGUUGGCCGAGGCUCCGCUUGCACAGCGAGUCGUUCGACUACGUGAUGCAGAACUUGAUGCAGAAUGGCAUGGGUUGCUUCGCCUCGCAGCCCGACAGGGUGAUGGCCGCCCAGGCUCGGGAUACGAGCAAUCCGAGGCGCGCUUUCUCGACCAUCCGCUUGCCGACCGUGGGCGCCGUCAACGACAGGAGCGCGGAGUUGGGCGGCGGCAGGGUUCAGCUGACGGACUUCUCGCCCCGCGCUGCUGGCCGCGUGCGGGUCAGCGAAGUACCUCCCACGCCGGCGCCCUCCCCCAAGGGUUCUGGGGCAUGGGUGCAAAGCGGCUCAGGGUCAGGGAAUCCUCCAGCUUUGGCCAUCGGCGACGUGCCUGACCACGAACGAGAGGAGGGCGUCGAGGACGACGACGAAGACGUCGAGGUCCCGAGGGAUGCCGCAGCGUGCUACGCCGACUCGGCGGUCUCGGGCACGUGCCGCACGCCUCAGCCUUCGCCUACCAGCGAGAGGGGCCCAAGGACGCCUGGCAGCUUGCUUCGCGGCAGCAGCGGCACGGUGCUUCCCCCUGGGGGCCGCCACGGCAUUCCUUCGGAGAUCCAGAAUACCCCGAACGAGUUCCAGAAGGGUACCCCCGAGUAUUGGAUUCACGACCUGAACUUGACAUGCGCCAUGGCUGGCGCGAAACUCGACCAGGGCCCUCAUCAGCUAGAGGUUCUCUUGGGGAAGGUUCCUGAGGGAAAGUUGCCGACCAUCAGGAAGCACCUCCACCUGGUAACCCUGGCUAAGGAGAUCGUUCGCAUGGAGACGCUCCAUCCAGAUACCUUGAACAAACACAUGGCGGAGCUCACGGAGGCAGGGGCGGUGAUCCCUGCAGCUGUUCAGCUCAAACUUGUCAAGUACUGGGGGAAAAAGGAUUACGACGUCUGGAGCAAGGGCCAGGAAUCAUCGCAACGCUCCCGAUCCCAAUUGCUGAAAACAUUUCAACGUUACCGCACGUGGUCCAAUGCUGGCGCUGGAGCUGUUCCCAGAGUAUUCAUGUUCCGUGACCCCUGCCUUGCAGAGGCGAGACUUCCCAGCAGCACCAAGGCAGCCGUGUUCGUCGAGGAGGUGCUGAUCUCCUACCUCAUCCCGCUCAUUCUGGGCGACGCCCCUAUGGAGCGACAGGUCCUAGACUUCAUCGAGACGGCCUUGGUAUUCUUCCAGCUCCCCGAGGAAUGCGACAUCUCCGAGGAGUGCGCUCAGGCCGUUGUCGAGGUCAAGCAGAUAUGCGAGGCGAUCCAGACGGCAGCCUCGAAAACCAUCGGGAAGUCAGCGCAGAAAGACACCUACGCCGACAUCGGCACCUUGCAGGCUGCUGGCGGCAAAGCAGGGGCCACAGACGCUUGGGCGCAGGUCGGGGCUGCUCUGGGGCAGUCGCCCCACUGGAAGACGCUCCUGAAGAACGUGAUCUCCAGGGGCAAGGUCUACCUGGAGCUGGCGCCUCUAGUCGCCCAGGACUUGUCCGAAGUCGAGGCUCUUUCGAAGACGAUGGAUGUGAAUGCCUUCCCAGUGCGGGCCAAGUCACUGAUCGAUCGUCUCCCCAAAUACAUCGCCAGGUUGGGGGCUGAGCCAAUCCAGAUGCUCGAGACCUCGCUGGUCCAGGUCAUUCACAAGGCAGCCACUGCUGUUCUCGAGAAGGAUUUCCCUGGCGACACUGCCAAUGACCCGACUCGUUACCAUGCGUUGCUCGAGUCUUACUCGGAGGUCGUCGAGAAGGUCUAUCAGGUGUGCCAGCUCGAUGAUGCCAUCUCGCGUUUAAAGGAUAGGGUAAUGAACGCCAUCAGGAGUGCAGAUCAAGAAACCACGACCACUUCAAUCAUCGGCAGCAUGAACAAGUUCCGCGAGGGGAUGAUCGACAUUGCAGUCUUGCACGCCGACGUGAAGCGCCUCAGUCUGAGUGCGGAUUCAGCUACCGAUGAUCUUCAGGCCGCUGCAUCUCAGCUUUGGGAUUUCUUGAUGAAGACGGAUGCUAUCCAGACCACCUUGGGCGACAAGUUCGACGUGUACACCGACGUGCUGAACAGGAUUUCCAGCUUCCAAUCCGACCGCGAGAAGCUCGCGUUUCACAUGGACUUGAUUAAGAAGACUUCGUCGCUCAGGAGCGCGCUCUCGAAGUUUAUAGGUGAUCUGAAGGAGCGGGACGUCGACAUGCAGAUGGCGCUCACUGCGGAUCCGAACGAGAAGCUGUGGAGGGCCUUCGUGAAGGCCAAGACGGAUCUGACCACCUGCACCAACGCCAUCUCGCACAUCACCGCUAGCCUCGACGAAGUUGGCCUUACCUUCAGAGAUACAUACAAUGAGCUUGUUUCCCUGUCCGAGACAUAUUACACGCAGGCGGUCGGUUUGAAGAUGGCUGCCAGGAAGGACGCGGUGACGGAGGCUUCGGAGAAGCUGCAGUCGACCCUGGACCAGAGCCCCGCGUACUCCACUUACAAGCUGCACGUCAGUGACACCAGCAGCUGGGCGGACAUCGUCAAGAUCGCAGACACCUUCAAGGAGCUGGCGGCCGCCGAAGUGUACCACCUUUGCGACGAGUUGAACAAGGCUGUGAGCAUCUACUUGACCAAGCGCUCGGAGUACCAGGUACCAGCGGACCCCGAAUGCAAACUCGUGGAGAAUGCGCAGCUCAACGUAAAGCAGUGCGCUGCCAUCGCAGCCAUGGCCGAUAUCACGAGAAACCUCACUGACGAUAAGCUGGUUUCGAACAAGGUGAGCUUGCGUAGCUCUCUCCAGAAAGUCCAGGGGAAGCUCAGGUUCUACAAGGUUGAGCCGACCCUCUUGCACAGCGCAGCGGCGUUCAAGUUCAAGGCAGGGUUGACUCUCAAUUUCAG